Molecule: messenger RNA, 4403 nt
Organism: Oryzias latipes (Japanese medaka)
Lineage: Eukaryota; Metazoa; Chordata; Actinopteri; Beloniformes; Adrianichthyidae
Gene: stx1a
Product: syntaxin 1A (brain)
Biological process (GO): exocytosis; vesicle fusion; intracellular protein transport
Cellular component (GO): plasma membrane; endomembrane system; SNARE complex
Molecular function (GO): SNAP receptor activity; SNARE binding
Source: RefSeq, a predicted model, not a curated record
ACCAAAGUGGAAAUCUGGAUUGAUGCUGAUGUGAGGAACUGGUAUCGAAGACAGUAGCCACACACAGGAGGUCCCACUGCAUGAGGAAAAUGAAGUUUUAAAAAUAUACGCUCACUUACUGCGACUUAUAACGUUCUGACACCUUAACAGGACAUAACUGACCCUCCUUACCAGUUUAUUGGGUCUGUAUUGUUUUCUUUUGCAACAUUCUCCUAUUGAGAAUUAAGGAAACAUAUACAAUACCCUGCAAUGACUCUUAUGAUUAGGUUUACGUGUUUUCUUGUGAAAAUAUUUGAUGAUAAAAAUAAUUUUCAUUUUUGCAAGUUAAAAUAAGAGGGAGUCUGUAUUUUUGACAUUUCUAACCAUUAGAUUUUGGUCAGUUCCAGUGUGUGUCGGCAGAGGUCGCUGUUUGCCUGAGCUCACUGUAAACCACUUGGGCGUUAUCAAACCUGCUCAAUCGAUAAUCGGGACCAGCCCGGUUUAAAUGGACCGCUCGCUCCAGAGGCUUUUAGUCUGAGACGCGGACGGGCUCUCGGCCGGUUCCGAAGCGGGAGAGAACUCCGCGCGGGCGUUAAUGUUGCGGGCGUGUAAUGGGUUAACGGCGAAAGGCCUCGCCUCACCUUUCCGUGCGCGUCACUCGGAUAUGUAAAGUGGCUCCACCAUCCACACACACAGCGUGGAAAUCAGCGCGUCUCGCCUCGGUCGCAUCAGCAUCAGCAUCACCUCAGCCUUCAGAACCACGGGACAAACACGGAACCAUGAAGGAUCGCAUGCAGGAACUUCGACACGGGAAGGAGACGACAGAGGAGGAGGAUGAAGUCGCUGUGGGCAUGGACAAAGGCUUUAUGGACGAAUUCUUUGAGCAGGUGGAAGAGAUCCGCAGUUUCAUCGAGUCUCUGGCAGAAAAAGUUGAAGAGGUGAAGAGGAAGCAUAGUGCCAUCCUCGCCUCACCAAAUCCAGAUGAAAAAACCAAGGUUGAACUCGAGGAUCUCAUGGCAGAAAUCAAAAAGCUGGCCAACAAAGUGCGCUCUAAAUUAAAGAGUAUCCAGCAAACCAUUGAACAAGAGGAGGGGCAGAACAGGUCAUCAGCUGACCUGAGGAUACGCAAAACACAGCACUCCACUCUGUCCCGCAAAUUUGUGGAGGUGAUGUCAGAAUACAAUACCACCCAGUCAGACUACAGGGAGCGCUGCAAGGGACGCAUUCAGAGGCAGCUGGAGAUCACUGGGAGAAAUACAACAAAUGAAGAGCUGGAGAGCAUGUUGGAGAGCGACAACCCAGCUAUCUUUACCUCGGGGAUUAUCAUGGACAACAUCACCCAGCAAGCAAUGAAUGAGAUCGAGACGCGACACAAUGAGAUUAUCAAGCUGGAAAACAGCAUCAGAGAGCUUCACGACAUGUUUAUGGACAUGGCCAUGCUGGUGGAGAGCCAGGGCGAUCUGGUAAACUGCAUUGAGCGGUGUGUUGUGGAGGCCCUGGAUUAUGUGGAGGAGGCGAAAGACCGCAUCCCACAAUGCAAAAAAUUCCAAAAAACAAGCAAACGGAAGGUGCUCCUGAUAGGAGGCUGUGUUGCCGUGUGUCUGAUCAUCCUCAUUAUUUCCCUCGCAGUGGGACUCAGUUAGGAUCCUGACAAAUCUUUGCCCAGCAUACAAGAGGGGGAGCGAAGCUUCCGAAUAGUGAUUGCCAAACAAACACACCAUUAACUGUUCAAAUGAUAUGGCUCCACAUUUUUCCACCAGGAUGCUGCAUGAGCACUCAAAUGUUGUACAUAGACUUCUGAUUGUAUUAUAUAUGUGACAGUGGUGUAUUUUUUAUAUAUAUUCUGGCAUGGCUUGUAUAUUUUUCUCUUUUGCAUGUUCUAUUGUGCACAUUUGAAAGUGUGCACCCCAUCAUACAGGCCACAUCUGUAACUGAAAACUAGAAUUUUGUUUUUUUUGAUCACAUAUGGAUCUGAUCCAUUUUUUUUAAUAGACAGUAAAUGUCAGAUAGCGCUAAACUUUGGCAUAUGUAAAAUGGAUGUCAAAUUUGGUUUACUGUGGACCACUUCACCAAAGUUUUCACAAGACUGCUAAGUUUUAAACCAUGCCCUAAAAUCUCUACACAAUCAUCUGCUUUAUUUUUCUUGAGGUUCUGCUCAUACCCCCAAAAAUACAUGUAUUAAAUGCAAAUUUGGCCUUCUUUUUCCUUAAUAUGUUCAUAAUGAAAUGUCAAAAAGUAAAACUAAAAUAGAUAAAUUAUAACCUAAUAAUAAGAAUGUGUUGGAUUUUCUGCGCUUUUCCAGAUGCUCAAAGCAUUUUUAAUGUCCAUUAUUCAUUCACUCCUUAUUAAUACUUGGUAAUAGUAGCUACUGGUGCAGCCUCAGCUGCCCUGGGGCAGACUGACAGAGGUGUGGCUGUUUAAAAGUUGCAGUUGUUUGAAUUUGUUCUCAGUUUUCUUUGUUUUGCCGCCUCUCUUCACAGUUUUCCUGCUCCUUUUUUAACUUGCAUCGUGUUCGCUUCCCACUCUGUUCCAGUUCAGUGAGAGCAAAAAGUGUUGUCCAAAAAAUAUCUUUUAAAACUGAUGGCCACUAAAGAAACUUGCCCAUUAAUGACAUUUCAUUAAAAAAAUAUGGACAGGAGUAAAGUUUGACAAUAUUUUCAUUCAUUUUUUCCCCAAGAAGCACUAAAUUCUUUACAUCAUUAGUCAAUUUGUGAAAUUUAAAAAAUAGUUUUAUUGCAAUUAAAAUGUAAAAGUUAUUCUACAGUUAGGCAAAAAGCAUACUUUUUGUAUUUUUUUUAAUCAACUAAAUUGCUUUGAUACUGCAGUCUGUUUUCAUAAGUUGCAUGUUUUGCAGCUUUUUAUUUUUGCAAUGUCGUGUUUAUGUGUUUUACUGACAUGGAACGCUUACUUGUGCUUUGAAAAAUUACGCUUUUUUAUAAUAGUUUUUUUGGAGUGAAAAACUAAUUUUGAAUAACUGAAAUAACACUUUAGUAUAUCGUAUGUGAAAAAGUGAAGGUUAAAUUCUGUGUCUAACAUGUUCUCUUUUGCCUUUUAUUUGCUGCGCUGGAGGAUCUUUUUCUCCCUUAUUUUCAUUUUACUGCUGCAACUCUGUAGAAGAAAAUUAUGAUCAUUAUAUGCUGUGUGAUUCUUGGAAUUGUCAUUGCUUCCAUAGUUGGGGGAACGCUGGCCUAGAGGUCAAGCGCAGGCACGUGGAAACACACACAAACAUACACAACACAGCACAUUUCUCCUUCAACAAAUGCAAUCUAUUCCAAGUUUAGCACAAACCGCAUCACAUAAUGAUGCAUUUUACACACAGUGUACAGGGCCAGGGUUGUUCUCGCAUGGGUUGCUACUUUGUAAACGUGUGGUGCUGCAAACUGUUCUCUGAGUGUUGAGUGUUGUCAAAGAUACGAUGUUUUCUUGAGCGAAAAAAGCUACAAAAUAAUCUGUAAUGCCGCCGUGAAACAUUCCAACGUGAAAAUAUGACACCUGAUUGGCUUUUCAAGUGUUUUCUUUUUUGUGUGUUGUACAGGCAAAGUGACAGGUCACUAAUCGAAAGUGUUUUUCACAACCACCUUAUCCACAGAUUUAUUUAUUUAUUUGAACUUUUGUAGUCUUUUUACUUUUUACUCCCUCUGAUGUCCUCCCUGCCGAAGCCCUGCAUGUUUUUAUUCACUGUAAAAUGGCGUUUUGUACUAUGUUGCAAAGGGAACACAACAAAAAGAACCCAGUUGUACUGAUGUAGUUUUGUGUUUUUUUUAUGCUCUUUGCCAAAUUUGCUUUGCUUACCCCCUAAAAAUGAUGGAAGCUGUGCUGCUGUACCACUUUUCAUUAAGCCUUAUCAGUUGAGCAGCAUUUUCCAGCCGUUUUCCCAGUGAGUGCGAACGAGUGCAUGCACACAUGCAUGUUUGUGAAAGAGAGUGUUCUGUGGCCACGUGUCUGAAUGCUGUGGAUGAGUCUUCGGAUGAAAUCAGUCCUAGUUUAACCACCUGUGUCUUUGUAUUGUAAACUGCCACCGAGCUCUUUAACACUGCCAGUGUGUUCCAGUCAAACAGAGUCUAAUCUGGUUGGACAAGUAAUCCUAAUCUAAAAACCCACUUCUGUUUUUUUUGUUUUUUUUUAAAUUAAUGUUUUGAUGAUAAGUCCUAAGCUUUAAAAAGUACGCAUUUUUUCAAUAAAGUUUGCUCCUUGUCAGUUCUUAGAGUUAUUUGGGGUCUCUUAAGGUGAGUUAGAGUAGCCCUGUAAAGGCUUGUGGAUCCGCUUUUGGGGGACACAUCCGAAGUGGACUCACUUCAGCCCUGUUACCAUGUUGCCUACUCAACUUGUUGCCUUUGUGUUGUACUGUGAUAACAGAUCUGUUGCAUUGGAUUUUUUUUCUUUUUGUUUUCUUUUUCAAAGUAAAGUCUGUCUAAAAAAAAAAA